Colletotrichum abscissum is the source of this 657-nucleotide messenger RNA. RefSeq names its product major facilitator superfamily transporter. The record is from RefSeq and is a predicted model, not a curated record. The transcript has a single exon. The coding region runs from base 1 to 657 and encodes 218 amino acids. Gene Ontology annotation, biological process: transmembrane transport. Gene Ontology annotation, cellular component: plasma membrane. Gene Ontology annotation, molecular function: transmembrane transporter activity. Lineage: Eukaryota; Fungi; Ascomycota; Sordariomycetes; Glomerellales; Glomerellaceae.
AUGGCGGGCGUGGCAAUGCUUCCGGUAACGCUCUUGCUGGUUCCUGGCUCCAUCAUCUCAGGUGUCCUCGUGUCCCGCUUGAAUGCUUACCGCUGGUCUAUCUGGAUGGGCUGGGUUCUGGUGGCGGCUGCCUCGGGCCUUUUCAUCAGUUGGAGCGUUGAUACCCACUUGGUCGUCAACGUCGUCACUCUCGCCAUCGCUGGCAUCGGACACGGCCUCGUCCUUAAUACGCAGACCUUUGUGACGGGCGCCAUCGUCGAUGAAAGUGAUUCAGGUGCUGCGGCGGCCAUGUAUCUGUUCCUACGCAUGUUGGGGUCCGCUGUCGGUGUCAACAUCGGCUCAACAACAUUUCAAAACGUGAUGGCUGCAGAGCUCGAGCGGAAAGGCAUUACAAGAAGCAUUGCGCAGCACGCCGAGGAGUACCUCGUCGUUCUCCGGACGCUACCUGAUGAUUCGUUCAAGAGAAGCGUGCUGCAAUCGUAUGCCUCGGGUCUCAAGGGCGUACACAGCGUUUACGUUGCGUUGGCGGCGAUUGCCUUUGCUGCAAGCUUCUUGAUCCGCCACUAUGACCUGAACAAGGAACAUGUGACAGUUCACAAACUACAGGAAACUAGUUUCAUGAGAAAACAAAAACACCAGGUUUCGGCAGAUGCGUAA